CCACUUUAUUCAUUCAUGAACUAAUAUAAAGUCUACGAAGGUUUGAAUGGACCAUUGCCAUUCUUCAUCGAUUUUUUUAUAAAAGAAUUACGGAAAUAUUAAGAAAACACAACCUUGAAAUGUAUUUUGUAGCCUAGAAGAACACUGUAAAUGGCUGUUAGGCACCCUAAAGUUAAAAAUGACCCGAUUUAAUCUUAAUUAAAGUCUAAGUAGAAUCCUCUCCUUCGACUUCAUUUUGUCUUGUGACAAACACAUGACCACUCGAGUCAAAUAUUGUCAUCGCUUAGUAACCUGGGACGUGGAAUCGAAGUUGGUGAGGGAGCGGCCUUGAAAUAGCAGCAUUUUAGAACAAUGGAGACCUUGUCGCUCAUUAUGAAGGCGGUCUUGUUGUGGUUGGGUCUGUGCACUCGUUUUGUGUCUGUGAGGACGACGGCGCCGGCUCCCGAACGAAUGUGUCCUCAACAUCAAAGGACUGACCCAAACGAUGUGAACGAGAGAAUAAAAAAGUUAUCGGGGCAAAAGUGAGUUGUGAACACGUUAUCACUUUUACUUCGCUUUCUUUCUCGAUUUUAGAAGUAUCCUUCGAAAGAAACUAUGCAAACUGGGAGUUGUGCCUUGAAGGAAGUUAGAUUUAUAUUUAAGUCAUUAUAUUCGGGCAAAAGGAGGAGUUGACACGUGUUAAAAUGACGUCUAGUUUAAUAAUAUUUAACUUAAAAUUACAAGUUUUGUCAUUUCUGUUUAAAAGUCAUCUAAGCUAAAGAGGAAUUUAGUAUUAUGUUACAGUCAAGUGUACGGCAAAAUUGCGAAAAUUUUCGAUAAAUUUGCUCAAUAAUUGGGAGGAAAUUCGUAUACGACGCUAAACAUACUGCAGGCAGCUGUGAAACCGAAAUUGGAAGCCAUUUCAAUGUUGCAUUGCCUUGCAAUUUGUCACGCAAUAUAUAAGAAACAUGUUACUUUUCAUUCCCUUCCUCAAGAAUAUGAACAACUGAAACUAUUUUGAUGACUCAAACACCCAUACACUAAAUCUGAUUUAACACCUUAACUCCAUUGAGUUUCUUGCGCGACAAUAUUACCAUUUAAUUAUAUAAUUGCUGUAGUUAAAAUUUCAUUACUGUAAUAAAAUUUUAAUUAACUGUGAAUAAAACUCGGCAAAAUGUUUUUUGAUCAGUCGGAAUUUUAACUGCAAGUUAAGAGAUUUAGUAGCUGAUUGAAUACAGAUUGAUGUGAAUCUGUCCCCUUGGAAGAGUUGAUGUUUUUACAUUUUAACAACAUCAUAUUAUGCCAAAUGUUUAUAAGAAUAAAAUGCAUUCACUGUGGGAAGCUUCAUUCCUGUAGAUCAUAGAAAUUUCACUCCAGUUGCAAUAAGUGAGAUAUUCUGUACAAUAAAGAGUAGAACCUAGUGAAUAAACUGUUAUGGUAUAAUAUCACCAGCAGAAAGAAUACAAAAUCCCUAUUAACCCAAUUUUUUUUUCCCAAUGUCUCAAGUUACAAGUAAUUAUUAUGAAGAAGCAGCUGCCAUAGAUUUAAUAACAAUAAUGAUCCUUUUUAAACUUACUUAACCCCAUUACAGACUGUAACUUAGUUCACCUGACACAAACUCACCAUUAUACAUAUACAGUAUACUACCUCCAAAUGUUCCAACAUACAGUUUUUGUAUUUUUCCAAAAAACUGAGCUUGCACAAGUGUUUGUCACAUUUAUAUCAGAUCUCAAAUUGUUUUUACUGUUUUAUGCUUAACGGUUAACAAGUGAGUUUUUGUUUUUUAGGAUUUACUAUGCAAACGAUGAUGACUAUUCAUAUAAAAUAUCAAUCUGUAAGCAAGGUGCUUCAGACACCGCUGCAGUUCAGCAACAUGGCGUGAAGUGGAAAGAAUCAAAUUGGAAGAUAAUAGGAACCUUCAAUGGUGCCCAUGUUACUGGAGGAAGUAAGUCAUGUGAUCAAAACUUAAUACAUGCAUAAUUGUGUAUAAACAUCAGAGCACAGAUAAAGUACACAGAUUUUAACCCUUUUCCUCACUUUGUGACCAAGACAGAGUUUUUCAUUUUCAUAACAUUACAAAAUCAAGCAGAUAAGUGAUGAGAAUAAAGAAAAUAUCUAUUAGAGGAUUUUUAUCAUUAUUUGAACUUUAACAAUAAAUGUAAAAUUUCAUUUUCUCAGCGGACUGGCUGAUGAUAAAAUACUUCCAUGGAGAGAAGUAUACCCACCACUGCAAAGGCUUAGAAAGAAUUAGUAUUGUGUUAAUGACAUGUGACCCAGGGGUUGAGAGGGUGAGUGAAUUAUUACUUAUUGUGGCUGAUAGGGCUUGGUUGAUAACGAAUACUUAUCAGAUGGCUGACAGCACCCGUAGGCAAGAUGAAGUGAAUCUUGUGUUCUGAUUAGCCAAUGGGUGGACAAGAUGAUUGCCUGCUUUGAUCAUAUACAUGACAAAAUUAUUAAAUAAUUGAAUUAUUCUCCAAAGUAGGAAUCUUAUAUAUUUUCUAGGUCAAUACUUCUGAAAUUGCCAAAUUUAUGUUUUAUUGUAAAAACAACUUAUUGCCCACAUUGCUUCUCAAUCUUUUUGUAAAAUUCACAAUUAUGGUACCAGAAGAGCCUGUAAUUAUUGAACACACUUGUGCCGUACAAAUCUCUAGCAAUUUAUAAUACUCUACCAAGGUCCUAAAAUUUGGAACAGUUAGACAAAAGUGCAAGAGUUUUAACUUAAAUAAAGUUGCACAUUUGCAACACUUUUUCCUUACUUAAUUUAUGAUUGUAAGGGCUCGGCCAUAAGCCCAGUGGCUUCCUGGGUCUCCUUGCCUUCUAGCUGUUAGCGCUGUAAAUAAAUUUUUGUGUUGUUAAAAUAAGGCAAAUAAAGUUGAUGAUGAUGAUGAUGAUUGGACAGCACUCUCUAGAAGAUAAGGAUUUCUUUCUGGUGACCAUUUUAAUCAGCUCUGUAGUUUAAAAAAAAUGAACUUUAAUCUACAGUAUGAGGAAAAAAUUUGUGCCAGGUUUUGUUUUUUUUGUGCUUCCUCUGGGCAGAAAUAAUGUUUUUGCUUGCAAAAAAGAAUCUAUUAGUUUUUUUUGUCUCUACAGUACUGCUCAGAUGUACGUUGACUACACAGACACAUUUCAUAUGCAUUUGAUAUGUACAUCGUGGAAAGAUUGAAUUAUGAGGGUACUAUAAAAAUGAACUUAAAUUUUCAGGAGAAGAAAAUUGUCUGUGUUAGUAAUUUUGGUUUUUGCUUCCUCUGUGGAUAGAUAACAUGUGCAGCUGUAUUAACUUGGAAAAAAAUCUUUAUGUUUUGUUUGCCUCUAAAUCCAGGAAAGAUUGGAUUUUAUAAUUUUUUUUUUCCAGGGAACCAUGCGUGUCAUUGAAGAAUAUAGGAACCAAAGUAGACUAGAAGAUCUAGAAAACCCACUGGAAUGUUACUACCUGUUUGAACUUAAUAAUGAUGCAGCAUGCACAGCGAAGCCAAAGCACUUAAGUGCUGGAUACAUUAUGGUGAUAAUGUAAGUAUUGCACUUUUUGACAAAGCUUGCUUACUUUUUUCUGAAUUACACAGUAGUCAUGUAAUUAUUAACUACAGUAGAACCCAGCUUACUCAAAUUCUUAAGGGAAAUGGAAAAUGGUGCAAGUUAAUCAAGUUGGAGUUAUAGUAAGUUGUCAAUAACUGAUAGUAAACGUCUGGAAUGGGUCAAAUCUGAGGGAACUUGGAUCUUGUCUGUGUUAGCAGGGGUUUAAGUUAACCUGGUUGGAGAUUGUAGGGUUUUACUGUUUAUCUGCAGCAAAGAAAAUUAAGAAAUUAGGAUGACAUGGGUGCACAAUUUCACAAUGUUGGUGGGCUUGCUUACUCUCAUUGAAUUACGCCUAACUUAUUAACUACAGUUCUGUAGAACCUUGCUAACUUGAACACUGAAGGGAAACAAAAAGUGGUUUGAGUUAUUCAAGGUUAAGUUACUGUUUGUAGGUGAUGGUUAAUUACUGGAAAAAUGGGGUCAAUUCUGAAUGAACUUGGAUCUUUUCUGAGUUAGCAGAGUUUGAGUUACACUGUAACCAGGUUGGAGUAGAACUGGUUAGAAUUCUUAGGGUUCCACUGUACUGUGCAUCAGAGAAAAUCAAGAAAUUAGAUUGACACAAAUGCAAAAUUUAAAGGGAGAAUUUUUUGGGAGCUAAAAAUUACUUUUUCUGGGGUGGGGUGCAGUGUGGAUGUCAAAAAAAAAAAAAAAAAAAAAAAAAAAGAGUCAGAGUGUCCCCUCCCCAGAGUACUUUUGUUUGCUCUGAUUUGCCAAUAAAAGCCAAUCUGAGUUUGAAUCUCAACAAUUUAAAUUAAAGAAAUAAACCUCUAAGGAAAAAUCAAGAACUUACUUACAAGCUUUUUUUGAAAUUAAACCAAUUAAAUAACCCAUUGACAAUAACUUUUUCUUCAUUGCAGAUUGAUCGUUGUGGGCUCCAUUUUCAUAAUUCUUGGUUUCUUGUACCAAAGAUUUAAGGUUAGUGCUAAAGGAAUGGAGCAGAUACCUAACUACAACUUUUGGAAAGACUGUGGAAGUCGGCAAGCUGUAAGUUUUUCUCUUUUUUCAAACUAUCUACAAUGGUUAAAGGGGGUAAGUUUCUAAAGAAACUGUGGUGCUGUGUCAGUGAGAGAGUAUAACAGGGUAAUUUAGUGUUAUUGACUGAGUUGAUAACAUAAAUUGGCCUCUGUAAAGAGUUAAAAGAUUGAUGUUUCGAGUGUUAGCCCUUCAUCAGAGUGAUUGGAGGAAUUGUGGGUUGUGUGUGGGUUUAAACCAUUUAGUUAAUAACACUCAGUUACCUUAUCUACAAUGGUGUUAGUGCGUAAUGGUUUUGAGACACAGUGGAAGUUGGCUUAGUCUUUUUUUCUUGCCAUUUGAGAGAGAUUUUGUGUUGAGUGAUUAGUCAAAUAAGAGUUUUCUUGUUGAUCUGUGUAGGUCAGAAGACUUCUUUGUAAAUGAACACAAAGUUAAACAAAUUGCAUCCAAACUUCCUCAAAAUCAAAAUUUUUUUUUUUUACUUUAAUUUGUUUUUUGUUUUGGUUUGUUUCUUUUCUGUGGGAAAACAACUAAAUAGUCAAUCCAAAUUAGCAGAUAGCAUGUCUCAAAUGGCUCUCAUCCUAUGAAGGCAAAAUACUUUAUUUCUCAGUGUGUGGUGACUUGUCUCUGGGAAAAUUUUCCUAUUUCUUUAAGUUCAAAUUACCUUCAGUGGUGUGAUUCUAAGUACUGUUUUAAAUUUUGCUUUCUUUUCCCAGGAUGGAUGUAAUUUUAUGUGUCGGCGUUCAGAGUCACGCCCAACAAGAUACAAGGUGGGCUGUCAAAGUGAAAUCCUAUGUCUCAAUUAUAUAAAUGGUUCAAGGCACAAAGGCAUAGUUAGCAGUAUUCUGUAACAAACAAUCUCUCUGCACAAGCUGGAGUGAGGUCACACUGCCAGAGGUCCCCAUUGGGUCAUAUACUUUUCUUUUUUUCUUCAUAAUGCAGGCAAGCCAUUUCAAAAAUCACAUGACAGCAAACACUUUGGGACAAACCACAUAAUGUCACCAAUAUCAGAAUCCCUCUUUUGUUAUAAAUCUAAAACACCAUUUAAAGUUAAACAAAGGGUAAAACAAACCUCAGCAAACCUCUCCCUGACUUGUCUCAAACAUUUCUGAAGCCAGAGAAAUGCAUGUCUUGCAGGGCUAAUAGUAAUCCAGGCCUGCUUAAAGGCUAGGAAGUUUAGUCUUGUAAGUGUCUCUUUCUGCUGAGGAAAUGGAACCCUCUGGUGGUAAUGCUGUGUUGGGGGGGAGGGGGGAGAGGGAGGGAUAGUCAGACAGGAGGUACCCCACCGUAGUGAAGUUUCCCACCCAAUGGGGAAGUGGGGUGAAGGGGGUAAGUUUCUGAAGAAACUGUGGUGCUGUGUCAGUGGGAGAGUACAACAGGGUAAUUUGGUUUUAUCAACUGAGUUGAUAACGUAAAUUGGCCACUGUAAAGAGUUACAAAACUGAUGUUCCAACCAUUAGCCCUUCGUUAUAGUGAAUGGCAAUCCCAUUUGCUCUGAGGAAGGGCUAAUGCUCAGGAGUGGGGUAAGCCUAUUUCUCAGUGCUUUACCAGCAUGGCCAGCAAUCUGUUUCAGGGGAAUAAGCUUGUCCCAGGCAUUAGGUAUCUUCAAAUUCUGUAAUUGUCUAGAAAAUACUGCCACCUUCUUAACCAAUGAGAUGGAACCCCAAUUGCAACUUGGUUGCUAGCAUUUUCCUGCACUUCAGGUCAUUUCCUUGUUUCUUUCCUAGUUUUCAUUUGCUCCUAGGAAUAUUUCCCUUUGUUCUGAUUGGCCAUUCUGAUUACUGUGGUUUUGGUUGUACAACACUAAUCGAAAUGUACUUUUUGCCAAGGGAAAGUGGCACAAGUUCCAGCCAGAUGGGGCAUUAAGCUCGUAACAUGACCAUGAACCUUAAGGCUCAUGUGUGUGAUUUUGUAUUCUGAUUUAAGUAUUGUUAAAUUUAAUUUUUUUUUUCUCUUAGGCAAUGGAUGAUGCCUUAGUAGAUGAUGACAGUGAUGAUACGUUGCUUCCAAUGUAGAGACUUUGUUUAAAUACUUCAUAUAAGUCACAUAGUUUUGUGUGUACAUCUAAAUGUACUGAGUUUUCAAAACCAUGGAGAUAAUCCUCGCCUUCUGUCAUUUGGAUAUAAUGAUAUGUUGUGGAAAAUAAGGGAGAGGAAGAGAUGUCCUUGAUUUGUAGUAGGAUCUGCUUAUCAAAUUGUGAAAUUGCAUGUUCAUGUAGCUAUCUUUUUUCAAAGCUAAAACUUUUUUUUUUUUAUAUUUUAUCGUGUUUUUCCAUUUUCCAUUUUUAAAAAAAAAAAAUUACAGCAGUAUAAAGUAAAUAAAAUUGUAUAAGGUCAGUAAAUAAAUAAAUAAAUAAAUAAACAGAAAUAUUAAUACAAGGCUACCCAAGGUAGAGUUAUUUCAGCUGAGGGAUUGUAAAAGUUUUUCCCAUUUCAUUAAGUGCAGGUUUAGUUUUUUCUUUUCUUUAGUUAGGUAUUAAUUCUUCUAUUCUAAAAAUUUUUUUAAGGUGCGCGAGGAAGAUAAUAAAGCUUGGGGUAAUAGAUUUCUGUCUGCAGAGAAAGAUGGUCUGCUUUGCUAUUAACAUGAUGUGAUUUAAAAGCAUAAAGUGAUUAUUGGCAUCAAAUAAGCCAAACAUAAUAUUAAUUUGAUCUGUUAGAUCAGGAAGCGUUUCAAUACCGCAUUCAUGUAACCAACUAGAGAUUUCUUUCCAGAAAGCUCUAGAGUGUUCACAAAAAACAAAAAGAUGUUCAAGGGUUUCCUUGUUCUUAUCACAGAAUGAGCAUAAAGGUGACUCAACCAGUUUAAGCUUAAAUAGUUUAUAGUUAGUAAAUAAUAUUCUAUUUAAGAUUUUGUACUGAAAAUCUCUCAUAUAUGUAUCUAACGUGACCUGGAAAGGCAAACUGUAAAUCUUAUUCCACACGAGCUCAGAAUUGUGAAGCAUUUCAUUAUAUCUCAACUGUGCUGUGGGGGUUUCACGCAAAUCAGACAUAUGUGCUUCGUAAAACGUUUUGGUGUCCAUUUCUGAUAAAGACACUUUAACAGAAUUUAAAACCAAGUUAUAAUCCUGAGGGUCGAAAGGGGGAGUGUGUGGUAUCGCCUUAGAUUUUAGCUCUUUCUUCCAAUUGACAGGAAUAGCGUCUAUUAACCCAUGCCAGGAGAGGGGGUUCCUGGGUUGGAUAUUCUUGGACUGUAAGUCAGACAACGUAUGAAAAUGCCCAUUUGACUUCACCAUGUCACAAAUUUUAUGCAAUCCAGCCUCAACAAAUACUACUGCCUGAAAAGGAGAACACUGAACUAAACAAGUUCUUAACUGUUUAUCAGCACCUCAUAAGAAUUGGGUAGAGAGAAGUAAAGAGAAAAUACACACUGAUUUUGUGGUGUAAAGGGUUAAAUAGUUUUUGAUUGAGUGUUAAUUGAGUUGUCACAACUUACAGCUAAUCAUAAUUAAGAAAAAAUAUUAUAGGAAGGCAAUGGGAAUUUUAAGUAAAAAAUGAACAAUUUGCCUGAGGUGCAGAUGAGAAAACAUGGGUGACUUAGUCUGGAUUGGUUUUAAUUUUGAACCUGAUGGUUGAGAGGCUAAUGAAAAUUGUCUACUCUUAUCAUAAGAACAAAGGUAAUCUGCAAUUACUUUUGACACUCAAUUGAGAGCAUUAAAAGUUAUUUGCAAAUACAAAGGACCUCUUGCAAGUCAAAAGAUUAAACAAUCUCAAGAAGCUGUCUGAGUUUCAUUCACAAAUACUGUUGUGUUGAAGAGUUCUACUCUAAAGAGGAGGUUUGAAUAUUUUACAAGUAGAAAUGCAGUUAGAUGAAGGUUUGUGUGAAAGACAACAAACACUUAUCCAGAAUAAAAAAGGUUAUUAGCUUUCUUUAUGUCCAGAGUGAAAAAGUCAUUUGUAACUCUGUCAAGUCUUUUGAUGCUAGCACAAGUCAAACCUAGUGACUGAGAAAAAUACAGA
This is a messenger RNA of Pocillopora meandrina, 8480 nucleotides long. NCBI's taxonomy places the organism in Eukaryota, Metazoa, Cnidaria, Anthozoa, Scleractinia, Pocilloporidae. The record is from the annotation of a GenBank genome assembly.